CAAAAGUCUCGUCAAAUCUCGUCAUAUACGAAGGCGGUGAUUUGAAACUUGAAACUAAGAGAAUAAAUGCUGACAAAAAUAAUUAAGGAACAUGGAUUCUUGCACUGUUAUGGAACUUGCUUCACAAUUUGGUGAUAAAAUCCAAAACUUGAAGAAUUGUUUUAAGCUCCAAGCCUGCAGUGGAGAUGUUAACUGCCAGCAGCUGUUGACAGGUAUAGAUAAAGAGAUCUGUGAGUUGGAAGUUUUGAUGGCCUUGAUGAGAGCAGAGGUGGCAAGAGAAAAAGAACAUUUGAAGUCCCUGGAGGUGUUAAAGGAACAGGUUCUAGACCUCCAGAAGAAUCUCCAUUAUGCAAAUGAUAAUCUUCCACAAAGGCUUCCACAGAAAAAAGUUUGCACUAAAAAUGAGGCAUCUGAAAAUGGAACAACUGGCAGCCCAUUAGGAAGUAAGAAAGAUGCAGUGAGCUCAGAAAAUGGUACGGUGGUGCAGGGAGCUAGAAAAAGAACCAGACCCCCUGUUCCUGCUAUUGAAUAUUUGACAAAGGAUGAAUUUGAGGAGGUGCCUAAGUACAUAAAAGGAAGGAUAAAUUAUGACAGUGUUAAUUUGGCUAUUGAUGAGCUUAACAAGGCUGUUUCUGCCAAGUACAGUAUUGUUGGAAAGCCCAGAUCUGUCAUUAUGAAAAGCAGUGAUGCCAUAAAGAAACAGUUUGACCAGUUUAAAAGUCAAGAAACAAAGGAGACUAAAGGUGUGCAUUUCAUAGUUGAUGGGGACAUCAAAACACUGAGCAGUUUAAAGAUGGACUCCAGUGCCAGAUGUGUGCUAACCAUACUAAGACAUUGUGGUAGGAUAAAGGAAGUCAGGGGAGGAGGCUGCACCAGAUACUGUGUUUGUGUUUAAAGAUGGACUGCACCAGAUACUUGUUAAACAUGUCAGACAUAUAUUAGAUACAGUGUGUAGUCAUAAUUUAUUAGCUCUCUGUAUGCCACAAAGGUGAUAGUUCCUAAAUUUAUGAGAGAUUAAGAUCCUGAUUUGCUUAACAAUGUUUUUGACUUUUCCACACACUUUAGGAACAUUGUUUUAGUAUAUUUUGAUCCAUUUGCUUAAAACUUACUGAAUCCACCAUGACUAUGCCUUUCCCAUGGACAGCCACUGUACUGGUCUUGUCAAAAAAGUCCCAUGUGUGGAAUUUCAUCAAGUUUGUUAACAUUAUCAUUUUAUUACGACUAAGGCUGUAUUCCCAGAGCUUUUAGAUCGAUCUGUCCCCGUGGGGAGUCU
This is a messenger RNA of Lingula anatina, 1273 nucleotides long. RefSeq names its product SKA complex subunit 1-like. Gene Ontology annotation, molecular function: microtubule binding. Gene Ontology annotation, biological process: regulation of microtubule polymerization or depolymerization; mitotic cell cycle; cell division. Gene Ontology annotation, cellular component: mitotic spindle; spindle microtubule; outer kinetochore. NCBI's taxonomy places the organism in Eukaryota, Metazoa, Brachiopoda, Lingulata, Lingulida, Lingulidae. The record is from RefSeq and is a predicted model, not a curated record.